Messenger RNA from Cyprinus carpio (common carp), 1775 nucleotides. RefSeq lists its product as uncharacterized. NCBI's taxonomy places the organism in Eukaryota, Metazoa, Chordata, Actinopteri, Cypriniformes, Cyprinidae. The record is from RefSeq and is a predicted model, not a curated record.
UUUGCCAAACACUAUUAAACCUCGGAGGAAGAAGUUUAGGUUUACCGUGCUCUCUGUUUUGUUUGGUUGUGAUGCUGUUUUAAUACAAACUUUUAGAAAUGUUUUUUCUGUAAAUAGAAAAAUACAGUUUUUGAAUCAGGUCAGUAAAUACCUGUAAUAUUUUCAUCCUCAUAGUCGUGACUAAGUUUUGAAGCAAGCAGGAAUAUCUGGAGGAGUAUCAUCUGAGCUGAGAUCUGCUGCUGUGAAGAUGGUGUUUGUUAAACAAGAGAGUAAGGAGAGCACGAGUGAACCAGAAACCUGGACAAUAAAACACGAGGAACCAGAACCCUGGAGAAUAAAACACGAGGAACCAGAACCCUGGAGAAUAAAACAAGAGGAACCAGAACCCUGGAGAAUAAAACACGAGGAACCAGAACCCUGGAGAAUAAAACAAGAGGAACCAGAACCCUGGAGAACAAAACAAGAGGAACAAGGAGGCCUGAAGAAAGUGAAAGAAGAAAGACAAGAUCUGAAUGAAGUGGAGGAGACACAUCAGGAUCAGAAAGAUCAUGAUAUCACUGGAGAAAAAUCAGUGAGUUGCAGCAUUCAGAUAACAGAAGUCAAAAGUAUUUUCAGCUGCUCUCAUUGUGGAAAUGCUUACAAACAUAAAAGAAGCCUCAAGAAACACAUGAGAAGUCAUAGUGGAGAAAAGUCUUUCAGCUGUUGUCAGUGUGGAAACACUUUCAAACAGAAAGCAAGCCUUAAGAAUCACAUGUUAAUUCAUGCUGGAAUAAAGCCUUUUAUCUGCUCUCAGUGUGGAAAGGGUUUUACACAGAAAAGGCAACUUAAGGAACAUUUGGUAACUCACACUUCAGAAAAGCCUUUCAACUGCUCUCAGUGUGGAAAGUCUUUCACACGUAAAGGAUACCUUAAGAUUCACAUGUUAUUUCAUGCUGGAAUAAAGCCUUUCACCUGCUCUCAGUGUGGAAAGAGUUUUACACAGAAAGGAGACCUUAUGGAUCAUUUGGCAACUCACUCUUCAGAAAAGCCUUUCAGCUGCUCUCAGUGUGGAAAGUCUUUCACACAUAAAAGAUACCUUAACACUCACAUGUUAAGUCAUGCUGGAAUAAAGCGUUUUACCUGCUCUCAGUGUGGAAAGAGUUUCAUCAGUAAAGGAAUCCUGAGGAAUCACAUGCUAAUUCAUACUGGGAUAAAGCCUUUCAGCUGCUCUCAGUGUGGAAAGAGUUUUACACAGAAAGGACACCUUAAGACUCAUUUGGUAACUCACACUUCAGAAAAGCCUUACAGCUGCUCUCAAUGUGGAAAGUCUUUCACACGUAAAGGAUACCUUAAGACUCACAUGUUAAUUCAUGCUAGGUAAAAGCCUUUCAGUUUCUCAAUAUGGAUAUAUAAACAAGGAUUUAAUCAUCACAUGAUAAUUCACACUAAAAGAGAUGCCAUACCAGACAAUUCAUAUAAAUUAAAAGCCUCACGUCUGUCCUGUUUAUGGCAGGAUAUCUCUGCAGUUUUUAAAAGCAUGAAAAACUUGUGUGCUGUUUAGGGAUGGAUAUUGUUAAGCAGGGCUGGGCGAUAAUUCGAUAACGAUAAUUAUCGCGAUUUAAUUUUCCUCGAUAAGGCGAUAUGAAGAGUUUGAUAAAUGUUCCAUAUAAUGUAUAUGCACCAAAAGCGGAACGAAACAGCGUGACUCAUUUGAAUCGUGCCUCACGGACUGUUUAUUCACUCGGAUCAAAGAUCAAACUGCCGCGCGGUGUGAGCUCACUACAGCAGAUGCGUUU